Molecule: messenger RNA, 1228 nt
Organism: Chelonia mydas (Green sea turtle)
Lineage: Eukaryota; Metazoa; Chordata; Testudines; Cheloniidae
Product: immunoglobulin gamma-1 heavy chain-like
Exons: 6
Coding region: 87-998 (303 amino acids)
Source: RefSeq, a predicted model, not a curated record
ACAUCUUCCUCUCCACGUGAUAAAGUCUUUCAUCAAGAGAUCCAUUAACUAACAGGCAUCUACUAUUCUCAGAGCAUCAAAUUUGCAUGACUGAAGAAAGCCAGAAAAUGUCCUACCAGAUAGCUUGGGUGAUUCUACUCUGUCUGCGGAUGACUGCUUCACGGGAAGGGAUAUUGAUCCAGCAGAGCCCAGCACAGAUCUUUCUGGCCUCUGGAGAAACUGCACGGAUAGACUGUAAGCUUUCAACAAGAAGUCAGUAUAUAUACUGGUACAAAGAACUUCAGAAUGGAAGUUUGCACAGGAUUUACCAGAGUUAUGAGUUUGCUGCAACUCCACACGAAAAAUACUCGAGUACAGUGAACAUUCCGGCAAAAACAUUUACUCUGAUUAUAAGUAACAUACAAAGAAAUGACUCUGGGGUGUAUUACUGUGGCCUUGCUGUAUACUUACAUCUGAACUUUGGGAAUGGGACCAGGCUAAUUGUCACAGAUGCCUCUGAGCCGAGCCUUUCCAUCCUGGUUCCCUCCAACCCAGAAGAUGCUGAGCUUCCCCCCGUCAUUCCUCUGCUCUGCCUGCUCUCUGAUUUCACUCCUCCCUGGAGUGCUGUUCUCUGGGACACUGGUGAGCAAGUGUCAGAAGGUCAGAUGGAUACUGGAGCCAUAGACAGGAACGGGGUCUUUAGUGUUUGGAGCCUAAUGACAAUCCCUUCUGAGACGUGGAACCAGGAGACAAUCUGCACUUGUACAGCCAAGGAGAGCAGCACAGAGAGAAGCAUCAAUGCUACAGUCUCCAAGGAAACAGAUGAGGCCUGGAAAGAAAACUGCAAUGAUGUGUUAUAUGUUGGGCUGUCUUGUAUUUUCACCCUUGUCGUCAUCCAGCUGCUGAUCCUGCUCUUCAGAAAGUGUCCAACCAGAGGGAGAGCUGUGCAAACAGGGAAUCAAAUACCUAUGAGGCACAUUCCACAGACCGAGUAUGCAGCUGUGAGGUACAAGAAAUGAAAAGUCCCUUUUUAACUGACAUGGUCUGACAAAAUUAUUUAUAGGGUUUAAAGAAGCUAUGCAUGAGGGGAAAAUGAAAGUGAAAGAGAAUUUCUGAGUCUAAUGUCUGCACUUUACUAAUUACUAAAAUGUGAGGUGGCUGGGCUUAAAAUACAACUUGUUAUAAAUGUACCAGUCUCCAAACCCUUUUUGACACCACAUAUUUAAAUAAAUUGUUUUCUUUUUGGUUA